CUUCUCGUAUUCAUGCCUCUUCCUCCUAAAAAGAAAGCCCUAAUUUUUAUUUUCUGCAGUACCCAUGAACGAGAAUCAGCAAUUAAGAUCAGAGCCGAGGACGACGAAAGUAUGGGGGAGGAACAUCGAUGAAGAGAUGGCUCGAUUGAAAGAAUGUCUUAAGCGAUACCCACUCAUCGCUUUCGAUACAGAGUACCCUGGGAUUAUUCACCGGACUUACAUUGACUCCUCCUCCGACGAAUGGUACAUCGCCAUGAAAGCCAACGUCGAAUCGACGAAGCUGAUCCAGUGUGGCUUCACUCUCUUCAACGCCAAGGGAGAGAUCGGUGGCACUUGGGAGAUUAACUUCUCCAAUUUCGGCGACCCAUCAGACACUCGCAACGAGAUUUCGAUCGAGUUUCUGAGGAGACACGGUUUGGAUUUGGACAAGAUUAGAAACGAAGGAGUUGACAUGUUCGGGUAUGGGUUUUUCCCCAAGCUCCUCUCUGCGUUUCGCUCUCAGAAAAACGUCGAGUUCGUUACUUUCCAGGGAGCUUACGAUUUCGCCUACUUCUUGUGUAUCCUCAACAAUGGGAAACUCCCCGAGACUCGCGGAGAGUUUGCAUCAGAGGUUGUGAAAGUCUUUGGCGAUGUUUACGACUUGAAGGUCAUGGCUGGAUUCUGCGAAGGGCUCGGUGAACACCUCGGGUUAAGCAAACUAGCUCAGCUACUGAAGAUCGCACGUGUGGGAAGAGCACAUCACGCUGGUUCAGACAGCUUAAUGACUGCGCUUGUCUUUAGCAAGCUUAAGCAAGUCUAUGAAGACUCUAACUUUGCUAAAGGAAUGCUCUAUGGAAUUGGGAAAAGAAUGGUGGUUACAUCCACCACGCCUGAGCUAGCUUCCUCGCCUGUGAUGUGCCAGCAGAGUCUAGUCUCGUAUCCUUCUUCUGAUCUGAUUUACCAUAAUGGUUAUGUCCCAAACUAUGACCAGUCUCAGCUUGUGGGCCCUCUUGUCUACUGGAAUCCUUCAGGUAUUCAAUGGAUGAACUAUAAUGGUGUGUAUGUGAAUCAGCUUAAUCAGCUACCUUCGACCACUUUCCCUUACCCGUCUCAGACACCAUAUGCUGCUGAUUACCUUGGACCGCUUCCCAAUUACUUAAUGCAAUAAUUAUCCUUGGUUCGUAGUAGAUUAGAUUUGAGAUUUCCAGCUCUAGGUAAUUUCUUUUUUCUUUUCUUUUUCUGGGUUUGGAUAGUAGUAGU
Molecule: messenger RNA, 1239 nt
Organism: Eutrema salsugineum
Lineage: Eukaryota; Viridiplantae; Streptophyta; Magnoliopsida; Brassicales; Brassicaceae
Product: probable CCR4-associated factor 1 homolog 1
Exons: 1
Coding region: 65-1147 (360 amino acids)
Cellular component (GO): CCR4-NOT complex; P-body; CCR4-NOT core complex
Molecular function (GO): poly(A)-specific ribonuclease activity; nucleic acid binding
Source: RefSeq, a predicted model, not a curated record